AUGAUUACUCGAAAAGUAUAUCAACCCGAACACCGCUCGACCGGAGAACAAACGCGUGAAAUUCCUCCGCGUACGGUUGACUUGUCUCAGUGCCCUCGUCAGUCAGAAAAUUUGCAAUUAAAUCAAGUGAUGCCUCCCUCAAGAUCAGUUAGUGCUCCCUCACAGCAACAGCUAGCAGCAAGACAGUCCCUGGCAAAGGAACUUCCUCGAUUCUCCGGUGAUCCCGCCGACUGGCCGAUUUUUAUUUCCAACUAUCGUUAUACAACGGAAGCCUGUGGUUUUUCGGAUGGUGAAAACAUGCUUCGUCUGCAACGGUGCUUGACCGGACCAGCGCUUGAAACGGUGCGCAGCCGGUUGGUGUUGCCAGCAGCGGUUCCCCAGGUGAUCGAGACACUCCGGAUGCGGUUUGGACGUCCAGAAUUGCUCAUCAACGCAUUGUUGCGUAAGGUGCGAGAAAUCCCAGCACCAAGGUCAGACAGAUUGGAAGGGUUGAUCGACUUCGGGAUGGCCGUGCAGGCUUUAUGCGACCACAUCGAAGCGGCGAAUGAACGCGCUCAUCUUUCAAAUCCAUCGCUUCUGCAGGAGCUUGUAGCAAAGCUUCCCGCUGAUCAACGAAUGAUGUGGGCGGGAUAUAAACGAGGAUUCCAACACGUAGACUUGAAAACUUUCGGUGAUUAUAUGGCGUCAGUGGUACAAGACGCGACCAGUGUGGUUAGCUUCGAGCCCGAGGUUAAGAAGAACAGCGCUCGCGACCGCCUGAAGAACAAAGGAUUUGUGAACACCCAUGCAACAGACAAACCAACCAAUUUCAGCGAUUCUCCGAAGGAACCAAAAGAGUCAGCUAAACGUUCCGACUGCUUGCACUGCAACCAAGAUGGACACCGGGUGCGCGAAUGUGGCGCGUUCAAGCAGCUGACUGUCGACGAUCGUUGGAGAAGAGUCCGUGCAUUGCAGCUGUGCCAGAACUGCCUGUUCAACCAUGGCCGACGUGCGUGUCGGGGACGGAAGACCUGCGACAUCGAAGGCUGUCAGUUUCGCCAUCAUCCGCUCCUACAUUCGCCUAGCGGACCUUCGAAGUUGAUAGCACCGAAGGUUCAGGUGGCCGAAAAUCAUACACACCACCACUCGAAUGCUUCUACACUGUUCCGUAUCAUUCCUGUAACGGUGUAUGGGAAAGAUGGGUCACUCAACACGUUCGCAUUCUUGGACGAGGGUUCUGACCUAACGUUGGUGGAGAAUGACCUGGCUACGGCGUUAGGAGUAAAUGGCACUCCACAUCCACUUUGUCUCCGAUGGACUAGCGACACUUCUCGAAUAGAAAAUGAUUCUAGACAAAUUACCAUCGAGAUCGCUGGAAUCGGGCAAACCAAACUACACAAGCUUGUGAACGUAAGGACCGUCAGUAACCUUGGUCUUCCUCGUCAGAGUUUCCAGAUGAAAGAAGCAGUGCGGUUGUACCCACAUCUGAAGGGCAUUCCAGUUAGCAGCUAUCAGAACGUGAAACCAAAGAUUCUAAUCGGUAUCGACAACCUGAGGCUGGCUCUUCCUCUGAAGAUACGAGAAGGUGAUGGUGCGGCCCCAGUAGCAGUUAAAACCAGACUAGGCUGGUGCGUCUACGGGCCGCGGGGAAACAGCAAGCGCGAAUCAUACAGUUUCCACGUUUGCAAAUGUUCCUGCGAUGAGGAUCUUCAGGCAACUGUAAAAGAAUUUUUCGAGAUUGAAAGUGCAGGAGUUAUUCCGCCUGAGACGUCACUUUCAAAGGAAGAUCAGCGGGCAUUAACCAUCAUUGAAACAACGACAAAACGACGUGGUAACCGCUUCGAAAAGGGAUUGGUCUGGAAAGAAGAUCAUGUGGAAUUUCCAGAUAGCUACCCGAUGGCUCUUCGACGUUUGGAGUGCCUCGAGCGUCGGAUGGAUCGCAAUCCGAAGUUGAAGGAGAACCUUCACCGGCAAAUGCGCGAAUAUGAAGCAAAGGGAUAUGCGCACAAGGCCAUGCCUGAGGAACUUGAAGCCGCCAAUCCAAGGAGGAUAUGGUAUCUCCCGGUAGGAGCGGUGGUUAACCCCAAGAAACCGGGGAAAAUUCGUAUGGUCUGGGACGCGGCUGCGAAAGUAAACGGUGUGUCUCUGAACGGCGCGCUACUCAAAGGUCCGGAUCAACUCUCCUCGUUACCUGGAAUUCUCUUCCGUUUCCGUUUGUAUUGCAUAGCGGUCAGCUCAGACGUUAAGGAAAUGUUUCACCAGCUUAGAAUCCGCGAUGAAGAUAAAAUCUCUCAACUAUUUUUAUGGCGUAACAAUCCAUCGGAGAAGCCCACUGUAUACAUGAUGGACGUCGCGACAUUUGGAAGCACCUGCUCGCCUGCUUCGGCGCAGUUUAUUAAAAACCGUAACGCAGAGCAAUAUGCGGAAUUACAUCCGGAAGCAGCGAAGGCGAUAGUUCACGACCACUAUGUGGAUGAUUAUCUGGCGAGUUUCAGCUCAGUGGAGGAGGCAGCGAAAGUAGCAAGCGACGUGCGAUACAUUCACGGUAAAGCAGGCUUCAACCUACACAACUGGAGAUCGAACAGCAGCAUACUUCUACAGAAAUUAGGGGAAAUCCAGCAAGAAGCAGUCAAGCAGCUGAAUUUGGUGGAAGGAGGAAAUACGGAAAGGGUCCUUGUACGAGAUUAA
Toxorhynchites rutilus septentrionalis is the source of this 2667-nucleotide messenger RNA. RefSeq lists its product as uncharacterized. Gene Ontology annotation, molecular function: nucleic acid binding; zinc ion binding. Lineage: Eukaryota; Metazoa; Arthropoda; Insecta; Diptera; Culicidae. The record is from RefSeq and is a predicted model, not a curated record. The transcript has a single exon. Bases 1 to 2667 code for a protein of 888 amino acids.